Messenger RNA from Puccinia graminis f. sp. tritici CRL 75-36-700-3, 1332 nucleotides. RefSeq lists its product as uncharacterized. The record is from RefSeq and is a predicted model, not a curated record. Bases 1 to 1332 code for a protein of 443 amino acids. NCBI's taxonomy places the organism in Eukaryota, Fungi, Basidiomycota, Pucciniomycetes, Pucciniales, Pucciniaceae. The transcript has 2 exons.
AUGGGUAACUCCAUCAAUCGUCAGGGUCAUAAGGGGGCUUGUGCGGUUGUCCAACCAGCCCUUAAGACAGCGACUUGCAUCGAUGGACGAUCUGAGAGCCCCCUGCCUCUGGGUAGCACUGAUUUGCUUGCAAGGCGUAAAGCCAACAACCAUCAGGGUUAUAAGGAGGCUUGUGUGGUUUCUCUUCCGAUCAACGAAGAUGCAAGCUUGCCUGCUACGAGCCCCUUACCUACGAGCAGCCCGGACAUCCUCGAAAAGCAUCAGGACAACAAACCUCAGCUCCAAAGAAAAAGACGUGCCGUGUCCUCUUCUACAGCACGAGCAAUGUCCCACAGAGUCAACAAACCUCGAAAUCCUCCACCGCAAUAUGCAUCUACUACUGCAAAGAAGAUUGCGAGGGCAUACAGGAAGAUUAAACCCUCAGACGAUAGUUACUUCAUCAUCUGUUCUCCCUCCAAAGCUCGUGUUUCCCGAAAGCGUAUCAUAAAUCUACCCGUCCUCAAUAAACCGCCGCGUCAAAUAGUUUUGUCCUCUUCCUUAGCUCCUCACUUCAUUUUUGAAACCCACUCUUUCGAUAUUAACCCGCCCACGCCAACCUUUACAAAACUUUGUGAAGUCAUUGAAACUCUUCAUGCUAUGGCUAAAUAUCGUCCCUGUAAUAAAAGAAACGCCAACCGACUCAAUGGAACUUAUGCCCGAAGAACAGAUCUCACACCUGCCCAAUCAGCUCACGAUGAUACUCUUUGGGCGAAACUUCAAUCAUUCAACAAAUUCCUUUCUCAACGGAUGGAAGCCAUUUCCCACAGUGCCUACCAACAAAACAAGGAGUUGAUGAAUAAACGUGGCAUCCCUAACUGGUCUCAGGAGGAAUGGGCGGAAAUGCGUAAGGAGGAUCAAAUUGAAUUCCAGUUUGCCUCGAACGUUUCUGUCACCUACAACGAUUUUUACAACAAGCCGCAUCAAGACAAAAAGGACAUCAACGGCUGGACAUAUGGUAUUUUUGCUUAUGUUGACCUUGAAACAGGCAAACCUAUCCCUCCCCCUUCUACAGAAUUGGGACAUGGCUUCUUAUUUCCUCGUCAUGCUUACCUGAUAGACUUUGUUAAGUCUAGUGGCAUCAUGGAGCUUGUUUGGCAAACUACCAAAUUUGAACACUGCACCACCAUACCUCCUCCAUCCCUACGAAAGCAAAAGGGACGCACCUGGACACACCAGGGAUGUUCUUUUCAAAUUAACAAAGACCUUGCUAAAGUUGCUCAGGAAUUAAAAGAUGCUUCUCCACAAUUUGUAGAAAAAAAAACCUUAUGCAAGAAACAAAAAUACGGUGCUUAA